GCUUCACAUUGUGGUCGGCAAGUUAAAGAACCUUUGACGCGUGACUCAGUGACCACUGCCUGUCCUUAUGCUCUCUAAACUCUCCGACUCUCACUCCUAGCUCCUCUCCUUUUUAUCUGCCUUCCUCUUGUUCCUCUUCCUCUCGAUCACAGUCGUACCCUUUCUUUCUUCUCCAUACAUCCCCUUCCCCUCCUGUUACUUAGUUCAUAACCCUUUUUCUCUACCUGCGAAUUUGAUUUCUAUCCCUCCACGUCAAAUCCCUAGUAUAUAUGUUAUUUACUUCAAUUCCUUUCUGGGUAUUUUCAGAUUUCAUUUAUUGUUGGUUUUUCCUAUUAUAACUGCUUCGAAUUGCAGUACAGCAUCUCUUUGAAGAAAGGAUUUUGUCCUUUUCAUCUGAUUCAAGAUGUUUCUGGUUAUGGACGAGAGGGUUUCCUCGGAAAAGUGCUUAGAUUCUUCCUCGGAAAAGUGCUUAGAUUCUCAAUUAUGGCACGCCUGUGCCGGUGCGAUGGUUCAAAUGCCACCCAUCAAUUCCAAGGUUUUCUACUUCCCUCAGGGCCAUGCAGAGCACGCCCAGGGGAAGGCAGAUUUCGGGUCCACCCGAAUUCCUUCCUUCAUUCCUUGCAGGAUUUCUGGUAUGAAAUACAUGGCAGACCCUGACACAGAUGAGGUGUUUGUGAAAAUGAGGCUGACACCUCUGAGGGAUAAUGAAAUGGGUCUUGAAGAUGAUGCUUUUCUGGGGAACCAUGGCGUUGAUGGUCAAGAAAAGCCGGCUUCUUUUGCAAAGACAUUGACUCAAUCUGACGCCAAUAAUGGUGGGGGUUUCUCUGUGCCUCGUUACUGUGCAGAGACCAUCUUUCCUAGGUUGGAUUAUUCUGCUGAGCCUCCGGUUCAGACCAUUAUUGCCAAGGAUGUGCACGGACAGAACUGGAAGUUUAGGCAUAUCUAUCGAGGGACCCCUCGCCGGCACCUCUUAACAACUGGAUGGAGCAAUUUUGUGAACCAGAAGAGGCUUGUUGCUGGGGAUUCCAUUGUGUUCUUGAGGGCUGAAAACGGGGAUCUUUGCGUUGGAAUAAGGAGGGCUAAGAAGGAGAUUGGAGGUGGAAUUGAGUAUCCAACUGGCUGGAAUCAGGCAGUCCCACUAUUUGGUGGGAAUUCAGGUUUCAUGCGAGAAGAUGAAAACUCAUUGUUGAGAAGAAAAUAUCAGGAGGAGAUGAAGGGAAGAGUGACUGCUGAAUCCGUUGUUGAAGCUGUAACUUCUGCCGUUAAUGGCAGGCCUUUUGAGGUUGUGUACUAUCCGCGAGCUAGCACGCCGGAAUUCUGCGUUAAGGCCUCGUCGGUGAGGGCUGCAAUGCAAAUACAGUGGUGUUCUGGGAUGAGAUUCAAAAUGCCCUUUGAAACUGAGGAUUCAUCCAGGAUAAGCUGGUUCAUGGGAACAAUAUCUUCUGUUCAGGUUGCAGAUCCCAUUCGCUGGCCUGAUUCUCCAUGGCGUCUUCUACAGGUGGCGUGGGAUGAACCAGAUUUGCUUCAGAAUGUUAAGAGUGUGAACCCUUGGUUGGUUGAACUAGUCUCAAAUAUGCCAACCUUCCAUCUCUCUCCAUUCUCACCGCCAAGAAAGAAGUCACGGUUUCUUCAGCAUCCGGAAUUUCCUCUCCUCAAUCAGCUUCCUAUGCCACCAUUCCCCGCAAAUCUCCUCAAUCAAACUAACUCCCCGUGUAGAGUUCAUGACAGUUACAGUCCUGCAGGCAUACAGGGAGCCAGGCAUGCUCAAUAUGGUCUCUCUCCAUGUGAUUUCCCUUUCAACAAGCUGCAAUCAGAUAUGCUUCUGGGCAGAAUUCCCAGGCUUGACCAUGCUGUCCAGCCUCCAAGACCUCGUAGCUCCUACAACAGCAGCCUGAAAAACAAUGCUGAGAUAUCGUGCUUGUUGACCAUGGGAAAUCCCAGCCCGAUCUUGAAGGAACCGGUUGAUGCCAAAACACCGCACAUCUUGUUGUUUGGCCAACGCAUUCACACUGAGCAGCAGAGUUCAAACAGUACCUCUGCUAGCACAACUGGGAAUAGUUCAUCAGAAGGGAAUUCCCAGAAGGCGUUCAAUGUCGUUUCCGAUGGCUCCGGAUCUGCUUUGCACCGAAACAGUCCAACUGAGAAUUCUUCUGAAGGAGGGUCUCCCUGGUACAAAGAUCAGCAUAAUUCUGAUAUUGGAGCCGAAAACGUUAACCUCUUGUGUUUGGCUUUAUAAUUCAUGAAAAUUGUUUUAGUUGUUGUUGUGGUGCCAGUGAGUUCUUUGAUUUAGACAGCAAGGAGGCAAACAAUUCUUGCAGAUCCAAGCUGUCACUCAUAGCAUAAGUUUUCCUUUGUUGUAUAGUGCUGGAUUUUGAUUGUCGUAAAUCUAGUCAGGCCAUAAGUUGCAAGUUAACCAAAAUAUUUGUUAUUUGGUUCAUAACCACCAACUGUUACUGCAGCUGAAUGACCACUCCGACGAAACUAUAUUGGUAAUAUUUUCGUUAACUUGCAAUCAACAGAGGUUGUAUUUUGUAUUUUUGUCAGUAGAAGAUGGGGGGAAAAUCCCACUUCUUCCAAUCUCGGAAUGUUGUAACUCAUUAGUAUUUUGUUUAAGAAUGCUAUAUUUCCAUUUCAUUCUGUGAUGA
Molecule: messenger RNA, 2645 nt
Organism: Prosopis cineraria
Lineage: Eukaryota; Viridiplantae; Streptophyta; Magnoliopsida; Fabales; Fabaceae
Product: auxin response factor 18-like
Exons: 2
Coding region: 404-2236 (610 amino acids)
Biological process (GO): response to hormone; regulation of DNA-templated transcription
Cellular component (GO): nucleus
Molecular function (GO): DNA binding
Source: RefSeq, a predicted model, not a curated record